Molecule: messenger RNA, 2011 nt
Organism: Drosophila persimilis
Lineage: Eukaryota; Metazoa; Arthropoda; Insecta; Diptera; Drosophilidae
Gene: Arp5
Product: actin-related protein 5
Exons: 2
Coding region: 18-1973 (651 amino acids)
Biological process (GO): regulation of DNA-templated transcription
Cellular component (GO): cytoplasm; Ino80 complex
Source: RefSeq, a predicted model, not a curated record
UUUAUAAAAGCAUCGAAAUGGGUUCGCCGAAGCGCGUUUUGGUUAUAGACAAUGGUUCAUACGAAUGCCGUGUAGGCUGGAACAACACCAAGGAGCCAGCGCUACGAUUCAGAAACGUCUUGACCAAACCUCGCAAAGAUAGAAAGAAGGAAGCCAUUCCGGACACCACAGACGGUGCCCCGACUCCAGUCGCAGCUGAGGUACCAGCCGAAAUACAAGUCGGCAAUGACAUAACCAACAUCGAAGCAGUGCGGGCUCAUCUAAAGUCGCCAUUCGAGAGGAACAUCAUAACCAACUGGAACCAUCAGGAGCAGAUCUUUGAUUAUAUUUUCACCAAAAUGGGCUUCGAGGGAGAGCAGAGCAUAGCAAAUCCGAUUGUGCUGACCGAGGCGCUGGCCAAUCCCAACUUCUGCCGCCAGAACAUGAGCGAACUGCUCUUUGAAUGCUAUGGCAUUCCAGCCGUUUCGUAUGGCAUCGAUGCCCUCUACAGUUGGGAGCACUAUCAAAAUCGUCGCAAGAAGGUAUCGGAUGCCCUCAUCAUCUCCUUUGGCUACAGCACCACCCACGUGAUCCCAGUGCUGAAUGGCAAGCUCCAGCUGCAGCAUGUGCGUCGCCUGAAUGUCGGAGGCUAUCACAUUAUCACAUAUUUGCUGUGUCUGAUGCAAAUGAAGUAUCCCGUGCAUCUGAAUGCCAUCUCCAUUAGCCGAAUGGAGAAGCUGGUCCACGAGCAUUGCCACAUUGCUGUCGACUACAGGGAGGAGCUGCUCAAAUGGGGACAAAUAGACUAUUACGAGGAGCACAUCAUGAAGAUCCAGCUGCCAUACAAUCCAGUCACGGCCACCAACGCUUUGCUCACAGCCGAGCAGAAGCUGGAGAAGCGUCGCGAGUUGGCGAUGCGCCUGCUGGAGAUUAAGAAUCGUAGGGAGGGCGAAAAGCUGCUCGAGGAUGAGCAACAAUUGUUUGUGUACAACAAACUUCGACAGCUCUAUGAGCAGGAUAAGCUGCAGAAGUUCGAGCUGGCUCUGGCCCAGCAGCAGAUUGGCAAUCUGGAUGAAUUGGACUCGCUCAUCAGCACAAUUAGUAAUCGCAUCAAGCGCAUCAAGGAACGUCCCCUGAGCUCACCGAAGCCCAGCAAGCAGCAGGAAAAAAUUGACAAAAUGCCAAAGGCCCCCGAGGGCGUAUCCCAGGCGGAUUGGUUGGCCGAGCUACAGAGCAAGCGUGAGCAGCUACUGCAGCGCAAACAGACCCGCCAGCAGCAGCGACAGGAGCAGGGAAAACGGCACACGCAUGCCGCGCAGGAGCGGAUGCGUAUCAUCUCGACGCUGGCGCGCAGCGAGAAACGUCGCAAGGCCAAUGGCGAGGAGGAGGACGAUGGCUUUGGCAUGAACGACAACGACUGGGACGUGUACAAGCGCAUCAAUCGCUAUAACGACGACAGCGAUUCGGAUGCCGACAACGAGCAGUUGCUGGAGUUCGAGAAAAUUCUCAGCCACUACGACGUGAACUUUGAUGAUGGCAAUGCGGUGCAGACCCAGAGCGCAGCGGAAAACUAUCAAUUGCAUUUCGGUGUCGAGGAUAUCCGUGUGCCGGAGAUUCUCUUUCAGCCAAGCAUGAUUGGGUCCCCGGAGGCGGGCCUGGCGGAGCUGAUAGCCUUUGUGCUGAAGCUCUUCACCGCCCAGGAACAGCAGCGCAUGGUAGAGCACGUCUAUCUAACCGGGGGUUGUGCUCAGUUCCGUGGUCUCAAAGAGCGUCUGGCCAGGGAGUUUCUGGAAAUGCGUCCUUUCCAGUCGAAGUUUUCCAUUUACGAAUCGGAUGAUCAUACGCUGAGCGCCUGGCUGGGUGCCUGCGUCCAGGCCGGUCAGCCCAACUUUGGUCAGACGCUGACAACGCGCAAGGAUUACCAGGAACACGGCAGUGAAUAUUUCAGGGAGCAUCGUGCUAGCAAUCUCUUUUAUCCUACACCGAAAGAUUAACAUUUAUUUGUCCAAAAUAUACACAACUAGAAUAGAAA